This is a messenger RNA of Phodopus roborovskii (desert hamster), 1713 nucleotides long. It is a transcript of the gene Ap4m1, whose product is annotated as adaptor related protein complex 4 subunit mu 1. Lineage: Eukaryota; Metazoa; Chordata; Mammalia; Rodentia; Cricetidae. The coding region runs from base 151 to 1512 and encodes 453 amino acids. Gene Ontology annotation, cellular component: trans-Golgi network; cytoplasmic vesicle; clathrin adaptor complex. The record is from RefSeq and is a predicted model, not a curated record. Gene Ontology annotation, biological process: Golgi to lysosome transport; protein targeting. The transcript has 16 exons.
UCGCUGCCGGGGACCGUGCGACAGGGAACUGGCGAACGGAGAAGUCUCACUCUGAGGAAGCACAGAAGAAGCGCGCGGGGCGAUGUAGCGGACCAACCGAAAUUGGCGCGAAACGUCGCCUCCCAUGUGACCUGUGCCGCUGAAACGGCCAUGAUUUCCCAGUUCUUCAUCCUGUCCUCCAAGGGGGACCCGCUCAUUUACAAAGACUUUCGCGGGGACAGUGGUGGUCGUGAUGUGGCCGAGCUCUUUUACCGGAAGCUGACGGGACUGCCUGGAGGCGAGUCCCCGGUUGUCAUGUAUCACGAUGACCGUCAUUUCAUUCACAUCAGACACAGUGGUCUCUAUUUGGUGGCCACAACCUCCGAAAACGUCUCUCCUUUCAGCCUCCUGGAGCUGCUUUCCCGGUUAGCCACUCUCUUGGGUGACUACUGUGGCUCACUCAACGAGGGGACCAUCUCACGGAAUGUGGCUCUUGUCUACGAACUGCUGGAUGAAGUACUGGAUUAUGGCUAUGUGCAGACUACAUCCACGGAAAUGCUGAGGAACUUCAUCCAAACCGAAGCUGUGGUCAGCAAGCCCUUCAGCCUCUUUGACCUCAGCAGCGUUGGAUUGUUUGGGGCAGAGACGCAGCAGAACAGAGUGGCCCCAAGCAGUGCUGCCAGUCGCCCAGUCUUGUCCAGUCGCUCUGACCAGAGCCAAAAGAAUGAAGUGUUUUUAGAUGUGGUCGAGAGGCUGUCUGUACUGAUUGCAGCUAAUGGCUCAUUGUUGAAGGUGGAUGUCCAAGGAGAGAUACGGCUCAAGAGCUUCCUUCCUAGUGGUUCUGAGAUGUACAUUGGCUUGACAGAAGAAUUUUGUGUGGGGAAGUCAGAACUGAGAGGUUAUGGGCCAGGAAUUCGAGUUGAUGAGGUGUCAUUCCAUAGUUCUGUCAAUCUUGAUGAAUUUGAGUCUCAUCGGAUCCUCCGCCUGCAGCCACCUCAGGGCGAGCUGACUGUGAUGAGAUACCAGCUCUCUGAUGACCUCCCCUCACCACUCCCCUUCCGGCUCUUUCCCUCCGUCCAGUGGGACCCAGGCUCAGGCCGGCUCCAGAUUUACCUGAAGUUACGGUGUGACCUGCCCCCAAAGAGCCAAGCUCUCAACAUUCAUCUGCACCUCCCCCUGCCUCGAGGGGUAGUCAGCCUGUCUCAGGAAUUGAGCAGCCCAGAUCAGAAGGCAGAGCUGGGAGAAGGGGCCCUCCACUGGGACCUGCCCCGGGUACAAGGAGGCUCUCAACUUUCAGGUCUUUUCCAGAUGGAUGUCCCUGGCUCACAGGGGCCUCCCAGCCAUGGACCCUCCCCCUCGGCGCCCCCCUUGGGCCUGGGUCCUGCCAGCCUCUCCUUUGAACUCCCUCGGCACACAUGCUCUGGCCUCCAGGUUCGAUUCCUUAGGCUGUCCUUUAGUACCUGUGGUAGUGCCAACCCUCACAAGUGGGUACGACAUCUGAGCCACAGCAACGCCUAUGUAAUUCGGAUUUGAAGCUUCCCAAACAAGAUUACAGACAGCCAAGUCAGCAGCAGGCGGUUGAACAGGAAGAGGACAUUUUCUUUCUUGUGUCUUUGGAUCUGAACAGGAAGAGUCUCAAGACCAGGAAGGUUCCAUGGACUCACCCUUUCUGUUGUAUGUGCUGCAGGGAGGCUCACAAACUUACAAAUCCAACUUUUAUUCUGAGGAACUUAC